CAGGUCACAGAGAUGAGAGUGCAUAUGGAUUGUGCAGGAUGUGAAAGCCGGGUGAAGAGUUCUCUUCAGAAACUAAAUGGUGUGGAUGACAUUGACAUAGACAUGGCUAUGCAAAAGGUGACAGUCACCGGCUGGGCGGACCAGAAAAAGGUCCUCAAAACUGUCCGGAAAACCGGCCGGAGGGCGGAGCUAUGGCAAUUACCAUACAAUCCAGAGCAUCAAAUUUUGACAAAUCAGUAUUACAGUCUCCAUCAAUGUAAUGGUCCAUUGACAUACCAUGCACCCCAACCUUCAUCUUCUUACAAUUACUAUAAGCAUGGUUAUGAUAGCAGUGAUCCUGGGUAUUAUCGCUACCCUGCACACUCUACAAUCUUUAGCAGUCAGACUGGUUCAGCAUUCAGCGAUGAGAACCCUCAUGGAUGUUCUAUAAUGUGA
Messenger RNA from Tripterygium wilfordii, 435 nucleotides. Its product is annotated as heavy metal-associated isoprenylated plant protein 28. Lineage: Eukaryota; Viridiplantae; Streptophyta; Magnoliopsida; Celastrales; Celastraceae. Bases 13 to 435 code for a protein of 140 amino acids. The record is from RefSeq and is a predicted model, not a curated record. The transcript is spliced from 2 exons. Gene Ontology annotation, molecular function: metal ion binding.